ACUGGCCGAGCGUCUGAUCGCCACGGCCACGGAUCCCGAGUUUCUGAAUGCGGGUCGAGGGCCAAUAUCCCGUUGAAUCUGUUGAUUUUAGGUCGAGAACGGGAUUACCUGGAUUGGGACGGAUUGACCCGGCAUUUUGGCCUGGUCCGCCUGCUUUUGGAGCGGGGUGCGGAUGUGAAUCUGCGCAAUCAUUUGCCGUACUUUUGAAAGGAUGCGGAAUCGCCCUUGGAGUUCUUGUUCGGCAUUUUUAUCAUCGAUGUGCCGAAGCCGUGAAAGCCGGCCGAAAUGAUAGCGAGCUCUUAAACACGAUUGGGUCUCAUGGGGAGACCCAUCUGAGUCUGUGCGAGAUCCAGCAACAAACUCAACGGCUCCUCACGGAUUGUUUCGGUCAAUAUGGGGGAUUGCCCAACCUGCAAACCACGACAUGCGGCCAAACCAUCUUUCACAUGGCCAUGGCGGCCCCGGUAAUGGAUCCCGACUUAAUCGAGCAAAUGAUCGCGUUGCGGGCCUUGAUCAAUCUGACGGAUUUCCACGGCACCACACCCCUCAUGGAUCUGAUCCAAAAAUCCCGCCAAGUCGACCAGGUCCAGACCGUGUUCCGAUUGGCCUUGAAUCACGGCAAGUCGUUUGCCUUGAACGUUCAGAAUUGCGUGGGUCAAUCCGCUUUGUGGCGGGCCAUGUUUCAAGGGGAUUUGCCCAUCGCCAAGCUUCUCUUGGAAGAGGGGGCCUCCUCGUUCACCGUGGCUCGAUCCAUGCCCAACCCCGGGAUGAAAUUUCCCUACCGACCCGAGGGUUCACCCCGUCCGGAGGUGUACAUGGUCCCGGCGUGUUUAGCUCCUUUGUUGGGCAAUUCGUCGGAAAACGAAAUUUGGCGGCGGAAACUGCACCCGGUGAAUAGAUCCAAAGGCUGCUGUAAAAGGCCUCCCAAUGUGUUCGACGUGGCCGUCUUCAACCGGAUCAUCCACCGGGACAUCUCGCCCUUGGUGGAUCUGGGUUGGUUCUGCACCUCGGAUGUGGAAACGCCCAUGAAGGAGCUCUUGCAAGAGACCACCGCUUUUGGACAUUUGACCAAAGACAAGGUUUUCCAGAAAUUGGCCAUCAUCCCGCUCAUGUUUGGCCAUCUCUCGGGGGGAUUGGCCCAACUUUGUAUCCGACAUAUCCUCAACCAGGUGCUUUUCAACCAAAGAGACGGAGUACUCCUCCGUCAUUUUCUAAACUCUCUUGUGGUCACGCCCCGUUUCGUAACGCCCUUGGGGCCAUCGCCCUUUCAACAGUUGGGCACGGUCAAAAGCAAGGCCAAACCCGCUCCUCAUCGAUACCGCAAGAGCUCGAGCUCAUCCGUGAAUCCGGGCACCAGUAGUAGCAAUAAUCAAGAGGAUUCCGCCUGUGUCAUCCAUUCCGGAUCCAGCUACAAUUCGUCAGUCACUCUGGACAUGUCCAGAAUCACCUUGUCAGAACCCGAAAUGGAAUCCGUCGUGCCCGGAGAAGAGACCACCGACCGACGAAUGCGUCACAGUAGCUCGCCCAAGUCCCAGCAGCCACCGUGGCGUUUCGAUGAGAAUUGGCACCUUCAAGAGGACCCUGCCUUCCCACGGCCUAACAACACCCAAGGCUCAGCUCCGCCCGAUUCGGCGGCCCAACAAGCCCAAGGCAUCCAGGAGGAGGUCCAAUCCAGCUUGAGGCAAACCGAGCAGCUCUUGGCUGAAGUGGACAGCUCCAUCCAAGAUCUCACCUUGUUCCGUCGGGUGGAACAGAUCCUGGCCGAAGAAGCUCCGGCCUUUCCCGAGACCGAUUCCUCGGCUUCCUCGCCGGAAGAUGCCAUUGCGGUCCCACGUCAAACAAAGACUACGACCACUACAACCACCACCGAUUCGAACUCCCCGGAUACGACGGAUUCCUCCAGCUCUGAUCACACGUGGGAUGGCGUGUUCAGUCUCAGACACGCUUGCUACAAGAACUCGUCCUCGCCGUACUUUAACAUUCCGUGUGCUCCGUUUGGACCGCCGGAUCACGAAGAGAUCCUCGCCUUCUUGGACCCGUCCAACUCGCUCGAGUUGAGCCAAGCCCUCGGUUUGCCCAUCAGUCUGAGGCCUUUGGUGGAGUUGGAGAUAGCUCGUCUUCAACUGGGUUUCGUUUUGUACCGACAUCAAUCCAUCAGUUGUGAUCGAGGAUGCGAGGGCAAUGAUUCCGAUAGCGACAGUUGGGACAGCUGGAGCACGCAUUCGGGACCUUCGAUGACUUCGACCAAUGACUUUGAGUCCAGUCUGAACGAUGUGGAGAGCGAUUACUCCUCACCCAGACCCUUCGAACCCUCAAUUCCUCCACAGCCGAGGCUUCUGUCGGGCUCGUCCUCAAGUUCUUCUUCGUCGCUCUCGUCGGAUCCACCAAUUGGGAUUGCGGUGGAGGCAGGAGCCGCAGGUGAAGCCGUAGGAGGAGCUGAUCCCUUGAUUUUGGACGAGGACUGGUUCUCGUUUCAGGAUCCGGACCAUGAUUUGGCUACAUCGGCACGUUAUGUACGAGAACACUUGAUCAGUUCGGACCAGAAUUUCAACGCGUCCACGGAUUCGGACACUUCCGUGUCAUCCGCUGAAGCGGGUCCAGCCCAUCACCAAUGAUGAGAGGGGCCUAUGAUGGAUGUUAUUAUGCUUAAUAACAAUGGUAUAGUACUCGACUAUGAUUUAUGUGGGCAAUAAAUGAGCCGUAUCGUCGGUCAGUACUAAA
This is a messenger RNA of Tigriopus californicus, 2721 nucleotides long. RefSeq lists its product as uncharacterized. NCBI's taxonomy places the organism in Eukaryota, Metazoa, Arthropoda, Copepoda, Harpacticoida, Harpacticidae. The coding region runs from base 48 to 2615 and encodes 855 amino acids. The record is from RefSeq and is a predicted model, not a curated record. The transcript is spliced from 5 exons. Gene Ontology annotation, molecular function: protein binding.